CUGCAGUUUCAGUCUUUCUAUUUGCACAAAGUAGAAGAAUUUCUCAGAAGCAGAUUAUCAGUGUUGGAUGUGAAGAUGGGACACACUUGGCUCUGUCUACGGGUUUUUUUCUUUCUGUAUUUACUUUACUGUGGACAAGCUCAAGACAGACCUAAGCCUGUCCUCACUGUGUCUCCAUCAUGGCCGAGUCCUGGAGCCUCAGUAACUCUGAACUGCAGCGUUGAUCAUCCUUCUGCUGGCUGGAGCUUCUACUGGUAUAAGGCUGUUCCCAAACUGUCGUACUCCUACAGCUAUGAGCUGCUACCUGGCAGCGAGAAUGGGACUGAACAGCAUCUCUUCAUCAUUGAUGGACAAACACACACAGCAGGAUAUGUGUGCAGAGCAGGAAGAGGAGAUCCAGUGUAUUACAGUUGGCAUAGUAAACCUAAGUUUGUCUGGUCUGGAGAUUUGAAUUCAGCAGCGUCUCUCACAGUGAGUCCUGACAGUGUGCAGCACUUCACCAACACGUCUGUGUCACUGAGCUGUGAGGGAAACUCCACUGAGUGGAGAGUGAGGAGGUUUAUGAAAUCUGACAUCCUUCUUCACUGUUCUUUCUGGGGGACAAUGACUGGAUCCACAUGCACAAUAACCAGCAGCUGGGUUAGUGGAGUGUUCUGGUGUGAGUCUGAAACAGGACAGUUCAGUAAUGCAGUCAACAUCACCAUCGAUGAAAGACCUGAGCCUGUCCUCACUGUGUCUCCAUCAUGGCCGAGUCCUGGAGCCUCAGUAACUCUGAACUGCAGCGUUGAUCAUCCUUCUGAUGGCUGGAGCUUCUACUGGUAUAAGGCUGUUACCCAAAAGUCAGACCACUCCUACAGCUCCUACGGCUAUGAGCUGCUACCUGGCAGCGAGAAUGGGACUGAACAGCAUCUCUUCAUCAUUGAUGGACAAACACACACAGCAGGAUAUGUGUGCAGAGCAGGAAGAGGAGAUCCAGUGUAUUACAGUUGGCACAGCAAACCUAAGUUUGUCUGGUCUGGAGAAUUGAAUUCAGCAGCGUCUCUCAGAGUGAGUCCUGACAGUGUGCAGCACUUCACCAAAACGUCUGUGUCACUGAGCUGUGAGGGAAACUCCACUGAGUGGAGAGUGAUGACGUUUUCUAAACCUGACUACCUUCUUCCCUGUUCUUCCUGGGGGACAAUGACUGGAUCCACAUGCACAAUAACCAGCAGCUGGGCUAGUGGAGUGUUCUGGUGUGAGUCUGAAACAGGACAGUUCAGUAAUGCAGUCAACAUCACUAAAUAUGACAGACCUGAGGCUGUCCUCACUGUGUCUCCAUCAUGGCCGAGUCCUGGAGCCUCAGUAACUCUGAACUGCAGGCUUGAUCAUCCUUCUGCUGGCUGGAGCUUCUACUGGUAUAAGGCUGUUCCCCAAAAGUCAGACCACUCCUACAACUCCUACGGCUAUGAGCUGCUACCAGGCAGCGAGAAUGGGACUGAACAGCAUCUCUUCAUCAUUGAUGGACAAACACACACAGCAGGAUAUGUGUGCAGAGCAGGAAGAGAGGAUCCAGUGUAUUACAGUUGGAGUGAACCUAAGUUUGUCUGGUCUGGAGAUUUGAAUUCAGCAGCGUCUCUCACAGUGAGUCCUGACAGUGUGCAGCACUUCCCCACAACGUCUGUGUCACUGAGCUGUGAGGGAAACUCCACAGAGUGGAGAGUGAGGACGUUUACGAAAUCAUACCUUUAUCCCUGUUCUUCCUCGGGGAAAAUGACUGGAUCCACAUGCACAAUAACCAGCAGCUGGGUUAGUGGAGUGUUCUGGUGUGAGUCUGAAACAGGACAGUUCAGUAAUGCAGUCAACAUCACCAUAGAUGAUGAUGAAAUGAUCCUGGUGAGUCCUGUCCGUCCUGUGGCUGAGGGACGUUCUGUCACUCUUAGCUGCAAGUUCAAGACAGGAUCUGUUCUUUAUAAUGUGGAUUUCUAUAAAGAUGACAAACUCAUCCAGAACGAUACCAGGAAGGAGCUGAACAUCUCUGCAGUGUCAAAGUCAGACGAAGGCUUUUAUAAAUGUAAACAGAGAGAUUCAGCAGAUGGUAGGACGUCACCAGAGAGUUGGUUCUCAGUCAAAUCAGCGUCCAGGCCUGGAAAAGCCUCUCAAUUUCCCAUUCUUCUGAUCGUUGGGCUGCUUGGUGGAGUUGUACUGAUUAUUCUCCUGCUGCUGUUCCUGCAUUUAUACAGAAAGUCAAAAGAUUCAUGCUGUAUCAGAUCUCAGAGCACCAAUCAGGGCCCUGGUACAGACCACAUGAUCAAACAGGACGAAAUUCAAAACAUGCCACAAUAUUCUACUCUCCUCCAUGGUGAUCGUUGUCUCUAUGAAACAAUAGGAGGGCCUGUAGAAGCUGGAAAUGGUGCCAGUAAUGAACCAGAAGAGAGCCUUUACUCAAAUGUGGCUGCAGAUCAAUAAAGACAUCCUCAUGGACAGAACCAAUGGAGCGGAUGAAAACAUGAAAAACAACAUCCUUGUUUCAGCAAUUGAGUGUAUUUGCUGCUUUUGUGUAAAUAGCGCAGUGCCUUUUAAAAAAAAUGCCUUUCUAGGAACAUGGUGAAUGCUUUGCAAUUCAACUGUACUUACUUUCUGUGUACUUAUAUUUAGUGUAAAACAUUGUACUACCACCUUAUCUGUUAAAUGUCUGAUUCAGAUCAUGUGGCUCGAACCUUGUUGUACAUUGAGUGAUAUUAGAGCCAGAUACUAAUAUAUGCAGUAUGGACACAUGCUUUAGCACUGUAGAUGCACACAGUGGACACACAAAUAUAUUAUUAAUAAAACCCAAAUGCAAUUAUA
Molecule: messenger RNA, 2823 nt
Organism: Trematomus bernacchii (emerald rockcod)
Lineage: Eukaryota; Metazoa; Chordata; Actinopteri; Perciformes; Nototheniidae
Exons: 15
Coding region: 76-2445 (789 amino acids)
Biological process (GO): cell surface receptor signaling pathway
Molecular function (GO): transmembrane signaling receptor activity
Source: RefSeq, a predicted model, not a curated record